AUGGUGCGGAAUUUGGUCUUUUUUGACCCACCCCUUGGAGAGAUUCAUUUGCAUAAGUUGCUAUCUCUAGCUCGAAAGCGCCUCCAAUUCCUUCAACUCAUCACCGAGUCCAUGACAUUUGAUGAACUGAGUGAAAUCCUCAGCCAAACACAUGAAGACCUGGCUGAAGCAGUUUCCUGUGGUUCGAAAAAAGACCGAAUUUCUCAUUUUGCCCUGGCUUUGGCAGCUCAAGUGGAUCCUGAAUUUCAGGCUUUCCUCCUUAAAAAAGAGACUCUCUUUCUGAAACUGCGGUUGUCACAAAGUUCAGAAGCCGAUCAAGUCCAGGCUUUGACUAGAAUGGCCCACCAUUUAAAGUUGAGAACCCGUCUGAGACACGACCUGGAAUUAUUCCGACUGUUUACUGCCAUCGCUCCAAUCUGCGAUAAAGAGCUCUGGCAAGAUGUUCAGGUACCCUUUCAGUGGGUUUCCCAGUUAGUAUCGGAUCGAAGAGUGAGUCUUGUCAACGGUCUUGCUCAAAUUGAUAUCACCCUAUGUCCAGACCUACUGCUAUCAUUGUUUUCAAGCUUAAAGAAAAUGGACUGGAACGAUUCCCGUGCGACUGAUUCCAUGCCUCAAAAAGACGAUCUUGUGUCCGAUAUUUUACGUGCCUUUUACCAAGAGCAGACCCACACACCCUGCUAUGCAAUCAGAUCCAAACCCAUCACGCUAAGAACACUUCAAAAGAAUAUUUCAUUCUUUCCUCCAUGCUACAAAGAACUUUUCGAUCGCCUUGUACGAGAUAAACGACUUCCACAUUCUGCUCGGAUUAGCUUCACUUUGUUUCUCAAAGAAAUUGGGCUGUCUUUCGAAGAGUCAGUUCAGUUUUGGAGACGCUUUUAUUCUCAAGAGUCGAAACCAUCGUCGACUGUGAGUUGUUGUCAUUCAUGGCAGAAUCACGAAAAGAAACUGAUGUACAGCAUUCGCCAUCUCUAUGGAUUAGUUGGAGGUCGCAAGAACUAUUCGGCCCACUCAUGUGCUGCCAUAUGUCGUCAGAGUCUGAGCUCCCCGAGUGAAAUGUUGUUGUGUCCCUUCCUUGAAUCCGCACAAAAGGUCGAUGGCGAACAAUCUGGGAGUGUUUGGAUCGUCGAGGCCAACAGACAAUGUCAACAACACCUCGCUGCCAAAUUGAUAACCUCACUAGGGUUGGAGGAUAUUUCUUUCACUAAACCCUCAAAAUACUACGCUAUUGCCUCUCAAGAUUAAUAAGACCCUGAUAAGUAA
Tigriopus californicus is the source of this 1260-nucleotide messenger RNA. RefSeq lists its product as uncharacterized. Lineage: Eukaryota; Metazoa; Arthropoda; Copepoda; Harpacticoida; Harpacticidae. Gene Ontology annotation, biological process: DNA replication, synthesis of primer. The record is from RefSeq and is a predicted model, not a curated record. Bases 1 to 1242 code for a protein of 413 amino acids. Gene Ontology annotation, cellular component: alpha DNA polymerase:primase complex. The transcript has a single exon.